GAAGAGAAGAGUUUUAUGUCCGGGUCACGUGAGAGCGGCCCCGGAAGUGCUUGGAAGCGCUCCGCGGGGCAUGGCAUGGCAUGGCAGGAGCUUGCGGAGGGGCUGAGGUCAGGUAUAGCGCCAAAUUCUCCUCCUGAGAUGGAUGUGAAGAGCUCCUACAACUGAUGACUCUUCCAACCAUUAGAAAUGUCUUGAUCACAGCUACCUAUCUGGCAUUUGGAGGCAUGACCGUUAUUGAAGAUAUGAAAUCUUAUGACAAAUGGAAAACUGUAGUUAAAAAUAGGAACACUGAAUAUUACUUGAAAUAGGAAAAUACUCUUCUUCAAAAUGGGUGCCCUGUGUUCAGUUAUCAGGUUUGAGAAUCUCCAGGAACUGAAGAGACUGUGUCACUGGGGCCCCAUCAUAGCCCUUGGUGUGAUAGCAAUAUGUUCUACUAUGGCUAUGAUAGAUGCUGUUAUGUGGUAUUGGCCUUUGGACACAACAGGAGGAAGUGUGAAUUUCAUCAUGCUCAUAAACUGGACUGUCAUGAUUCUUUACAAUUACUUCAAUGCCAUGUUUAUUGGCCCUGGAUAUGUUCCCUUAGGAUGGAAACCGGAAAAAUCUCAGGACUGCAUGUAUGUCCAGUACUGUAAAGUGUGCCAGUCUUACAAGGCACCACGUUCACACCACUGCCGAAAAUGUAACAGGUGUGUGAUGAAAAUGGACCAUCAUUGUCCGUGGAUCAAUAAUUGUUGUGGGUAUCAGAAUCACGCAUCCUUCACUCUGUUUCUCCUUUUAGCUCCACUUGGAUGUAUCCAUGCUUCUUUCAUUUUUGUUAUGACCAUGUACACUCAGCUUUAUAACAGGAUAUCUUUUGGAUGGAGUUCUGUAAAGAUUGAUAUGAGUGCAGCCAAAAGAGACCCACUUCCUAUUAUUCCUUUUGGAUUGUCUGCAUUUGCUGCAUCUUUAUUUGCAUUGGGACUGGCAUUAGGAACAACCAUAGCAGUUGGUAUGUUGUUUAUUAUCCAGAUAAAAGUCAUUCUGAGGAAUAAAACUUCAAUCGAAUCCUGGAUUGAAGAUAAGGCCAAAGACAGAAUCCAAUAUUACAAAACGGGAGAGAUCUUUAUUUUUCCUUAUGACAUGGGAAGUAAAUGGAAGAACUUUAAACAAGUGUUUACGUGGUCAGGGAUUCCUGAGGGAGAUGGCCUCGAAUGGCCAAUAAGAGAAGGUUGUCAUCAGUAUACUUUGACAAUAGAGCAAUUGAAACAAAAAGCAGACAAGCGAGUAAGAAGUGUGCGGUACCGAGCAGUAGAAGAUUAUAGUGGUGCCUGCUGCCCUGUGACUAAAGGUGUUAAAACAUUCUUCACAACCCCAUGCACUGAAGAACCGAGAAUUGCACUGUGUAAAGGGGAUCUGAUUUUGGCCACUAGAGGUUUAAAACACUGGAUGUAUGGAGACAAAUUUCUUGACUCAACUACUGACGCUGGAAUGAGAGUCAGAGGCUGGUUCCCAAGGAAAUGUGUGGAAAAAUGCCUGUAUGACUCUGAAAUGGAUCAGCCAUUGGAUGGAGAGAAGAAAAAUAGAUAGCCAUCUCAUCACCAUUACGAAUAAAUGGAAAUGUUCCUUUCAGACCACAGUCCUUUACUUGAAACCUUCUGUAUAUUAUUUUAGACUGAUGCAGGAAAUAUGGUGUGAAAGUGACCCCUUUUCCUCACAAUUAAAGGGUACCCUAGUGCCAUGGUUUGCAUAUAUUUUUAUUAAUGUUUUUAUAACUGAAGAAGCCAUUCCACAUAGAUGCCUUUGAGAUACAAAGGUUUUUCCACCUUAGGACAGAUUUGAUUGUGUUUUCUUUACUGUUUAAAUGAAGGAUUUUUUUAAUUGCAGACUGAGGGACCUUUGUCUAAUUUUUUCCACAAUGGUAUCUGUGGCUAAUGCAUGCUGCUUUUCCUUUGUAUAUUACUUGGCCAUGUGUCCCAAGUGCCCCGUGAAAGCUAUAGAGUAAACUUUGAAUUCAAAUGCAAGUAUGAUUUGCUACCUGUGACUUUUAAUAAUGUGUAAACUUUUGUCAAUUGCAAAUAAACAAUGUGUAUUCUGUAUAG
Messenger RNA from Mauremys mutica (yellowpond turtle), 2078 nucleotides. RefSeq names its product zinc finger DHHC-type palmitoyltransferase 6 (gene ZDHHC6). The record is from RefSeq and is a predicted model, not a curated record. Gene Ontology annotation, molecular function: protein binding; palmitoyltransferase activity. Gene Ontology annotation, biological process: protein palmitoylation. NCBI's taxonomy places the organism in Eukaryota, Metazoa, Chordata, Testudines, Geoemydidae. Gene Ontology annotation, cellular component: Golgi apparatus. The transcript has 11 exons. Bases 328 to 1566 code for a protein of 412 amino acids.